CUGUGAUAUCAGGUUGAUGCUAGAAUGAAAAAGGAAGGGAUCAAACUACUUGAGAGAUGCCUCGUGCUGGGACUUCGUCACCCUCCGGGGAUUUGCUAGGAAGAGACAUCAACUCCGGUCCGAGUCUCAUAGUGUCUCAUAAUCCGAGACUCGGAACUGAUCUGGCGGCCUUCGUGGUGUUGCCGCAGAAGCAAGCAGAGGAAGCCAUCAUGGGGCGCAGCAGCAUCACACAGGACGAGCUAGAGCAGGAAGCAGACGGCGUGGAGGAGGACAGGGAGAAGGCCCGCGGGUUCAGCACGAAGAGCAUCCUCUGGCACGGCGGCUCCGCCUGGGACGCCUGGUUCAGCUGCGCCUCCAAUCAAGUGGCCCAGGUUCUGCUGACGCUGCCCUACUCGUUCUCGCAGCUGGGAAUGGUGUCGGGGGUGAUCCUGCAAUUGUUCUACGGAUUCAUGGGUGGAUGGACGGCGUACCUGAUCAGCGUCCUCUACGUCGAGUACCGCACUCGCAAGGAGAAGGAGAACGCGUGCUUCAGAAAUCACGUCAUCCAGUGGUUCGAGGUGCUUGAUGGACUGCUGGGACCGUACUGGAAAGCCAUCGGUCUCGCCUUCAACUGCACCUUCCUCCUCUUCGGCUCCGUCAUUCAGCUCAUAGCCUGUGCCAGCAACGUAUACUACAUCGACGACCGGCUUGACAAGAGGACAUGGACGUACGUGUUCGGCGCCUGCUGCGCCACCACGGUGUUCAUUCCCUCGUUCCACAACUACAGGAUAUGGUCCUUCCUCGGCCUCGGCAUGACCACCUACACCGCCUGGUACCUCACCAUAGCCGCCGUCGUCCACGGCCAGGUGGAAGGCGUGACGCACACGGGUCCAACACAGCUCGUGCUUUACUUCACCGGCGCCACCAACAUUCUCUACACCUUCGGGGGCCACGCCGUCACCGUGGAGAUCAUGCAUGCCAUGUGGAAACCACGGAAGUUCAAGUACAUCUACUUUCUAGCUACAUUGUACGUGUUCACUCUGACGCUACCGUCGGCGGCCGCCGUGUACUGGGCCUUUGGCGACCAGCUUCUGACCCACUCCAAUGCGUUCUCGCUGCUGCCCAAGUCAGGGUGGAGGGACGCGGCGGUGAUUCUCAUGUUGAUCCACCAGUUCAUCACCUUCGGCUUCGCCUGCACCCCGCUCUACUUCGUGUGGGAGAAGGUGAUCGGAAUGCACGACACCGAGAGCAUCUGUAUGCGCUCCCUCGCCCGGCUUCCGGUCGUUAUCCCCAUCUGGUUCCUGGCCAUUAUAUUCCCAUUCUUUGGGCCCAUAAACUCCGCGGUGGGGGCUCUCCUCGUCAGCUUCACCGUCUAUAUCAUCCCCGCCAUGGCACACAUGCUCACCUAUCGCACCCCAUCGGCACGGCAGAACGCUGUGGAGAAGCUGCCAUUCUUUCUACCCAGCUGGACGGCGAUGUACGUGGUGAACGCCUUCGUGGUGGGGUGGGUGAUUGUGGUGGGCUUCGGUCUCGGCGGCUGGGCCAGCGUGAUCAACUUCGUCAAGCAGGUCGACACCUUCGGUCUCUUCGCCAAGUGCUACCAGUGCCCCAAACCGCAUCCUCAUCCUCCCGCUGCCUCUGGCCCGCCACCGCAGCUCCACUGACUCACAAAUCCGUCGAUUCCUGUUUUUGCUCGUCUCCUCCUCUUCUGUCACCUGUAACAUACAAAGAGAGGGCAAGGUUCCCCCAUCCAUGUUGGAAGCUCCACCUCCUGCGCUCUCGGUUCUCAAGUUCCUUUUCC
Molecule: messenger RNA, 1780 nt
Organism: Musa acuminata AAA Group (dessert banana)
Lineage: Eukaryota; Viridiplantae; Streptophyta; Magnoliopsida; Zingiberales; Musaceae
Product: auxin transporter-like protein 1
Exons: 8
Coding region: 57-1643 (528 amino acids)
Biological process (GO): amino acid transmembrane transport
Cellular component (GO): membrane
Molecular function (GO): amino acid transmembrane transporter activity
Source: RefSeq, a predicted model, not a curated record